UGAGCGAGCGAGAAGAAGGGAAGAAGGUCAUGUUGGCCUUUUGACAGCUCUGAGUCUCAGAAGGUUUCCAGCUCUGCAUGAGGGGGUGUGUGUGUUUGUGUGUAACAUUAGACUCUUCCCUCCUUACAGAGUGGCCAUUCAAUCCUUCUGGUCAAUACUGUCUUUCUCUUUUAGCUUCACCACUGGAUAGGGGACUGAGGAAGAAGAAGCAGGAACGUGCGAAAUGCCAUUUUACCCCAACCACUGUGCAUUAAUGCAGGCCGGAGCUUCGUUUUACAAGUAGUCCAAAAUGGAGGAUGAAAACCAGCUGGUCAUUUUUGAUACUAGGUACUUGGUACUGACAGUCCAUUUAAAGACAUACAGGGGAGACAAAGACAAAGGGGAAGCAAGGGGAUAGGCAAAAAAGGGUAAUUAGAGAGGACGAGUUUCCUUGUGAAAAAAAUUACUGUAUGUAACAAUUGGAGAUUAAUAUUCAUGUGUCAUUCAUAUCAAGGUUCUUGUCAUUCUAUCUGAAUCACAAAUUUAAAUUGAUUACAUUGCAUUCACCAAUUUACUACAUUUCCAAAGCCCUAGCUAAAGAAUUACAGCUCAAAGGAUUUCAGUACUACAUUUUACUGUUUGUUGCUCUUUCAGCUGCUCCCUGUUCAGGGUCGCCACGGCGGAUCAUUUAGAUAGAUGGAUGGUAGAUGGUGAUAGAUGGUUUCUUAUCUGUUUUUCCAGACAACUUUAGGCUACAUGUGUAACUUCUGUGGUAUUUUAUAGUUUUAUUAUAUGGAUAUGGUCAUGUUUUAAAUGGUACUAAAAAGAUAUGAAAAGAUAUUUUUAUAGCUAUAUAUGUAUAGUUAUUUAUAUAGUUAUAUAUAUAGACUAUAAUAGACAGAUUUUUUUAUUGAAAAUUAAUGGCUUAUUUCUCUUCCCUCAGCUGAGAGAGCCAUCGAUAUGUUCAAUUUUGAACUGCUCCUGGGGAGACCCAUGCGCGUCAUGUGGUCUUACUGGGAACCCACCGCCAAGCCCAUCAAGGGAGGAAACUUAUUUAUCCAGAACCUUGAUCAGUCCAUUGACUGCACCUCCCUGUUUGACACUUUCUCUGUGUUCGGGAGGAUUGUGUCAUGCAAGGUUCGAGCUUUGAGCUCUUUUGAAUAGCUGAAUAUCUGUGAUCAUGAUUAGUGUGUAGUUGUGUGUUGACAUGCUGGGUUGUGGAAUUGAAAGGUUACGGGUACGAGUCAGUGAAGGCGGCAGCACUGGCCAUCGAACGGUUGAACGGAAAACUCCUGAACGACCGCCAAGUCACCAUCGAGUACUUUAGGUCUUGGGAGGAGCGCAAGGUGGAAGUGCACAAAGUAGAGGCCCGCAAGGCAGAGGAGCCCAUGUUGAAGGCAUGCAAGGCUGAGGAGCCCAAGGUGGAGGCAUGCAAGGCCGAGGAGCCCAUGGUGAAGGCACGCAAGGCUGAGGAGCCCAAGGUGGACACAUGCAAGGCAGAGGAGCCCAAGGUGGAGGUGGGGAAAUUUAUCAGGAAGCUUGACCACACCAUUAACAGAAAGUGCCUGUAUAGCAUCCAACCAAAACUGUGCAAUGUCCCACCAAAAUUGCGCCAACCAGUGCUGCCUCCCUGCUUCAAAAGGAGCACCCCGGCUGUUGAGACACCUAGCUCAGAGCACGCUAUCCAAACCUCCGAGGCAUCUGCCUCAGAGGACGUCACUCAGAUUGUCUACACCUCUGCCUCACAGAAGGUCCAAGCCACAGAGCCAUCACAUAGUGCUCCAAUAGACAAUGUGGAAGCUGUCGAAACAGCUGGCCCAGAGGACUCUGAGGAAGCUGUGGAGACAGCUGCCUCAGAGGGAACUGUGGAAGCUAUAGAGACAGCUGCCUCAGAGAGAACUGUGGAAGCAGUGGAGACAACGAUCUCAGAAGACAGGGUGGAAGCAGCGGAGACACCGGUCUCGGAAGACAGGGUUAAAGCAGUAGAGACAACUGCACCAGAAGACGAAGUGGAAGCUACUGCCUCAGAGGAAACUCUGGAAGCUGUGAACACAGCUGUCUCAGUGGUCACAGUUCCGGCUACACUUCAGGUCCGAAACACAACAAAAACCACACACACACUCAACAAUAACAAUAUUCCACCCUGCUGAUGCAAACCAAAUCACUUGGAUGCUUGUGCAAGGAGAAAACAAUUUCGAGAUCAUGAACAUGAUUGGUGAUCAUGAGCACUUGCAAGCCAGGGUGGAUAAAAUGGACGCCUUACCGCGGGCAAGAUAAGCUAGUGUCAAGCCGGAAAUCCUGAAGAGGAUUUUUAGAGACGGCACCAAAAAGGGAAAGAAGCAGAAUAAGAGAAAAAAUUAAUAAACCCCAUCAUUCUUCUUCUUCUUCUUCUU
Molecule: messenger RNA, 2372 nt
Organism: Hemibagrus wyckioides
Lineage: Eukaryota; Metazoa; Chordata; Actinopteri; Siluriformes; Bagridae
Exons: 4
Coding region: 1368-2129 (253 amino acids)
Source: RefSeq, a predicted model, not a curated record